CUUUGUCAAGUGGGUCUAUGAUGAAAACAGUAUGUAUUACUUUCACUUCUUCAUUAUCCAAUCUCCAUUUUCAUUCCAAAUUCCCUUUUGUAAUCAAUCGUCAUCUUCUUCUUCAUUACUCCUUUGCUGCACAAAGACAUCAAAGACUCAUCUUCAUCCUUCCACAGAACCGAUUCAUCAUAUUCUUCAGGAAUUGAUCGUUCACUAAGUAAUUGAGAUAGCAAGGAGUAUUUUGGACCGAUUAAAAUUUCAAACAAAGCUCGGGAAUAACUCGAUAAGUUUCAUGGUAUGGCGACCAUAAGCAAAACUCUGUUAGAGGCAAAGAGUAGUAAGGACUGCUUUUAUGAUAGAAUAGCUGAAGUUAAGGCUUUUGAUGAAACAAAACUUGGGGUGAAAGGGUUGUUAGAUUCUGGGGUCACAAAGAUCCCACGAAUGUUUUACCAUGACAAGGUGAAGGACAACACUGAAACCACACCAAGUGACUUAAAGUUUAAUGUCCCCAUCAUAGACCUGAAAGACAUAGACACAAACUCAUACCUACGUGUUGAAACACUUGACAAGAUUAGAAGGGCAUGCAAGGAAUGGGGAUUUUUCCAAGUAGUGAAUCAUGGUAUUAGUGUUGAGGUUUUGGAGGAGAUAUUAUGUGGAAUCCGAAGGUUUCAUGAACUAGAUGCAGAGGUGAGGAAAACGUUUUACUCAAGGGAUCAGAGUAAGAAAGUUAGAUAUUUCUCCAAUGGUAGCCUUUUUAAAGACCCUGCUGCUAAUUGGAGGGACACAAUUGCAUUUUUUUCUUCUCCUCACGCUCCUAAUCCAGAAGAAAUACCAGAAGUGUGCAGAGAUAUUGUGGUUGAAUAUACAGAGAAAAUAAAAGCAUUAGGCUUAACAAUGUUUGAGCUAUUCUCAGAGGCUCUUGGCCUUCCUAUAUCUUACUUGAAUGAAUUGGACUCUGUAAAAGGAGGAUUUCAUUUGGGUCAUUACUAUCCAUCAUGCCCUGAACCUGAAUUAACUAUGGGUACUUCAAAGCACACUGAUAUUAGCUUCAUGACAAUUCUUCUACAAGACCAUAUUGGUGGUCUUGAAGUUCUUCAUGAGAAUCAGUGGGUUGAUGUUCAUCCAGUGCAUGGAUCACUUGUUAUAAACAUUGGGGAUCUUCUCCAGGUAGAGGACACGCUUAAAAGAAGUUUUGCCGAAUUCCAUGCUCAGAAAAAGCUUCCAGAAAUGAAACAGCUUUUGAAGCGAAAUCUUGACCAGCCCCGAAAGGCUAUUGAAGCUUUCAUUUUAGACUCAGAGGCAAGUAAAAAUUUUACUUAUGAUAGAACAACUGAAGUCAAAGCUUUUGAUGAUACAAAACUAGGUGUAAAAGGCCUAUUAGACUCUGGUGUAACAAAGAUUCCACGCAUGUUCCAUCAUGGACAAUUAGACAUGCAUGAGAUCUCAAAAGAAGACUCAAAGUUGAGUGUUCCCAUUAUAGACCUCCAAGACAUAGAAACAAACUCAUCCCUACGAGUUGAAGUAGUUGACAAGAUUCGAAAUGCAUGCCAAAAGUGGGGAUUUUUUCAAGUGAUCAAUCAUGGUGUUGGUGUUGAAGUGUUGAAUGAGAUGAUAUGUGGAAUUCGUAGUUUCCAUGAACAAGAUGCUGAGUUAAGGAAAGUCUUUUACUCUAGAGAUAAUAAUAAGAAAGUCAGAUACUUCUCUAAUGUGAACCCUUACAUAAGUAAGGGUGCUAAUUGGAGAGACACAAUUUCAUUUUUUCUGACUCCUGAUCCUCCCAAUCCAGAAGAAAUACCAAUAGUAUGCAGAGACAUUGUGAUUGAAUACUCAAAGAAAGUAAGGACUUUGGGGGGCAUAAUCUUUGAGCUAUUUUCAGAAGCACUUGGCCUUAAUCCUUCUUAUCUCAAAGAAUUGGAAUCUACUGAUGGACAAUUUCUUUUGUGUCACUACUACCCUACUUGUCCUGAACCUGAAUUAACGUUGGGCACUUCUAAGCACACUGAUGGUGACUUCAUGACAAUUCUUCUAGAAGAUCAUAUGGGUGGUCUUCAAGUUCUUCAUGAGAAUCAAUGGGUUGAUGUUCAUCCAAUGCAUGGAUCUCUUAUUGUAAACGUUGGGGAUUUUCUCCAGCUCAUAACAAAUGGUAUGUUUGUGAGUGUUUAUCAUCGGGUCUUAGCGAGAAACACAGGUCCCAGAAUUUCAAUAGCAAGCUUUUUUAUAAACACAUCAGCACAUGAUACAUCAAAGGUUGUAGGUCCAUUAAAGGAAUUGUUAUCAGAAGAAAAUCCUCCUAUCUACAGGGACACUACUGUUAAAGAAGUGAUGGCACAUUACUUUGAUGAGAAAGGCCUUGAUGAGAACAUUCCCUUACAACCUUUUAGGUUGUGAAGAAAAUGUUGAGCAUUAGAUUGAAACCUUCUUGAUUUCUUUGGAGUUUGAUUUGUGUGAUUUUUAUGGACUAUGAUUUUCAAUUUUUCAUUACCUUAUGAAUUUUUAAAUAGUUGCAUCAAGUUCUAUAGAUAAAACAAGUUAAAGGAACUUUAAUUAUUGUGAAGAAAGAUUGGUGUGUUUAUUAUUCUUAUAGUGUGAUUAUUUGUAUGUAGGGUAUUAAUACGGUGCCCAUUCUAAACAAGGGUUUUAAAACUUUAUUGAUGUGUCUCCAUUAAUUGAUUUUGAUUUGUAAUCA
Molecule: messenger RNA, 2677 nt
Organism: Vigna angularis (adzuki bean)
Lineage: Eukaryota; Viridiplantae; Streptophyta; Magnoliopsida; Fabales; Fabaceae
Product: 1-aminocyclopropane-1-carboxylate oxidase homolog 12
Exons: 8
Coding region: 289-2379 (696 amino acids)
Source: RefSeq, a predicted model, not a curated record